Molecule: messenger RNA, 1035 nt
Organism: Sabethes cyaneus
Lineage: Eukaryota; Metazoa; Arthropoda; Insecta; Diptera; Culicidae
Product: latent-transforming growth factor beta-binding protein 4-like
Exons: 2
Coding region: 1-1035 (344 amino acids)
Cellular component (GO): extracellular region
Molecular function (GO): chitin binding
Source: RefSeq, a predicted model, not a curated record
AUGUCGGUGGUCGGCCGAAGGCUCGUUUUCAUUUUGGCAAGUUUGCUUCUGCUUACUCGCGUCACAACUAGUCAAAUUGCACUUUGGAGAGUGGCGGCAUUCAAUUCAGGACUAAGGCAGGCACCCGAGUCGGCACCAGAGCAGGCACCCGAAUCAGUACCGUUACCGGAGCAGGCACCUGAACCAGCACCAGAGCUAGUACCCGAAUCAGGACAGGAACCGGAACUGGUACCGGAACCAGCACCGGAACAGGUACCCGAGCAGGCACCAGAACAGGCUCCCGAAUCGGAACUGGCGCCCAUUCUGGAAGAGGCAACCACUACGGAACAGCCUCCUGUGGAAACGACAACGGAGGAGGAUAAUUCCAUUGGUUCGAAUGUUUGCUCCUCCGGAGGUAGCCGGGCUGUUUGUAUGGAUUGUAAUGAAAUCUCCGUGUGUCUGAACGAUCGUGCGCUUCCGCCGAAGAAAUGCCCCGUGGCAACGCCGUACUGUGUCGAUUCUCAGCUCGGUGGUUACUGCUCCGACGAACCCGAUCUCGAGCGUCCGGAAUGUCACGAUCAGUUCCAGUGUACCUCGCAAGGCUAUUUUCCUGACCCCUUCAAUUGUCACUAUUUCUAUAUCUGCGAUACGAACUUCAGGGCGUACAGACAAGACUGUAUGCCAGGAUAUGUUUAUAAUGUGAAAAUCAACGGUUGCCGAAGGCAGAUUUUUCCCUCCGAUUGUGAAUCGCUAGACUGCUCCAAAUCGAACGGCGUUUGGGCAUACUACGGUAAGAGCAAGCAGUACUACGGCUAUUGCUACCAGUCAAGCAGUGGAAGUAACGAGGUGGCGCUGUUCAAGUGCAGUGAUAGUGCCGAAUUCGAUGGUUUCCAGUGUCAGUACAAGUGCAGAUCCCAGGGAAGGUUUGCCGAUUCCAACGAUAGGAGUCGCUAUUUUGAGUGUUAUUACGUUGGUUUCAAGCUGACGGCUCGAGUAAGGACCUGCGGUUCCGGAAUGGCGUUCGACGAGCGCACCAAAUUUUGCGUUGUUCAAUGA